Setaria italica (foxtail millet) is the source of this 2676-nucleotide messenger RNA. RefSeq lists its product as uncharacterized. The coding region runs from base 947 to 2341 and encodes 464 amino acids. Gene Ontology annotation, cellular component: mitochondrial small ribosomal subunit; ribosome. The transcript has a single exon. Gene Ontology annotation, biological process: translation. Lineage: Eukaryota; Viridiplantae; Streptophyta; Magnoliopsida; Poales; Poaceae. Gene Ontology annotation, molecular function: structural constituent of ribosome. The record is from RefSeq and is a predicted model, not a curated record.
UCUCUGAAAAGGUAGGGGUCAAGGACCUUAUGGGACUGCAAUCGUGCCUGCCAAUUGGGGAAGGACGCGGGCCUGGCAACCGCUCGGCUCUAGUAAGGGAAACUGGUAUGUCUCACAUCAUUGCUCGAAGACAGGAAAACUGCAAGUUAGCUCAGUUGGUUGGGCAUAUGUGAGUGACGCGAACUAGCAUUUAGAAUUGAGAAAGCCGCUGGGUUUAUUAUUCAACCAUGGAUCGCAGCGCAGGAAUCAAAUCAACGAGAAAUCCUGGAAAGAGAGUAGCGAUGGAAAAGCGUGAAACAAUGUCAAGUCUCGACUCGACAUGUUAGAAGGAGCUAAAUCAAUAGGUGCCGGAGCUGAACUCGUAUUCAGAGAUGGAGGAAAUCAAGUCUCAUGUUGCUCCUCUGAAAAUGCGUAUAGAAAUGGUGUGGUGGAGAAUGCGCGUUAGCGCAACGGCUUUCGCGCUAGUUGCUCAAAAAAUCGUAUAAAAAUCAAGCAAGAAAAUGGUUCUUGCAGGGCAGUGGGCGUGGGACUGUAAAUCCUCUUUCGUUCGCUGGGCCUGGGCCCUUUGGACUGUAAAUCCAAACGGAGUAAGUGGUUCGAUUCCACUCAUGAACGAGAGCGAGACUGAACGAAAGAAAAUGCAAGUGAAACGAGACGAGAAUCAAAGAUUGGGAACAUGCAUUUGAACCUUCCGAAACCGGUAUUGGACAGUGUUCAGUGACCCAAUAUCAAUAUAAUAUAUAGUACUAUAGUAAGUACUAAAGUGUUGUCCCUUUCGUCUAGCGGUUCAAGAUCUCGUCUUUUCAUGUCGAAGACACGGGUUCGAUUCCCGUAAGGGAUAGGUACUGAUUCCUGCCGGUCUGAUUGCUGAGUGGUUAGAAGAUCAGCUGCUAACCUAUUUUCAUUUCUAACUUACCACCUGUAUUUCCGGAAACGAAAACCGGAAAUGACAAUCCUUUCAACUGUCUGUACAAAAUUACUUUGUACGAAUGCACAUCUCGGCCGUCGGGUAGCUGCUCACCAUUUAAAAGUCUAUACCCGUGGUUCCAGAAAUGGAAUUGCUAUUCUCGAUUCAGACAAGACACUGAUUUGUUUACGAAGCGCUCUUCAUUUUAUAGGAUCUCUCAUUCGUAAAAAAGGCCAUUCCUUCUUUUUAAAGACUAAUCAUUUAUUUAUAUAUUUGAUAAUGGAAAAAAUGAUAUAUUCGAUAAUGGAAAAAAUGGGGAGCUGUAUCAAUGAUUCUCAAUGGAAGAUCGGGGCUUUUUUGACCAAUUCUUAUGCUAAUCCUAAGAAAUUCCGUUCAAGAAAGAAGAAAAUCCAUUUUGGGUUGAACCAACAACCUGAUUGUGUGGUUAUUCCGAAUCCAGAUAGAAAGUCAUCGGUCAUACUGGAAGCUAAUCGAUCACAAAUACCGAUUGCAUCCUUACUUGAUUCUACGAUCCCAUGGGAAUCCUAUAAAAGAAUCACUUAUCCCAUCCCAGCAAAUGAUACUAUACAGUUCAUAUAUCUAUUUCGUCAUUCGAUCACGAAAACAGUGAUUCUUGAACGGCCAAGAAUAACAGCAAUUCAGGGGGCUGGAGCACGAGCUUUUAGUACGGCAGGGUCUGGGGGUAGGAAGCACUACGCCUCUGCCUCUGGGAAUAAGUAUAAAUACAAGGCUACCUUUAUCCAUUUAUUUUGGAUGAAAAUCCUCCUUCUCCUUCCCCGGGUUCCACUAGGAUUAUUAUGUUUAUUUUGCCGGAUACCCACGAGCAUACUAAGUCUUUUUUUUUUCAUACUAAGUCUUUUUUUUUGUGUGGAAUCCGCAGCUGCUGCGACAGGGGGGGAUAUUGUAAUGGCUCAUCCGCCCGGGAGUUCGGGAUACACCACAAAUACACUGGUGGAUGCACUGAUGGACACGACGAGUGCUAGUGCUUCCUCCGGGGAGCCUUCUGUGAAUCAGCCGACGCCUGAAUUCCAUCCUGUUGAGCAGGAGGCACCGAUGGAUGCACUGAUGGACACGACGAGUGCUCGUGCUUCUUCCGGGGAGCCUUCCGUGAAUCAGCCGACGCCUGAAUUCCUUCCUGUCCAGCAGGAGGUCGAGCAACAGGCAUUGUUGACUGAAAUCCGCGAAGUUCUUCAGCAAGAAUACCGGAGGUACAUCAUCCGCUCUAGUCCCUGGAUGCGGAACACCGGGUAUCUGUAUUCACCGAAUAUAACAAGGGUAGCAGAAUUAAUGAUUAAAGAUUUAGAGUUAGACUUAAGUUCAAUUGAAGAAUUACAGCAAUUUCUCCAAGACAUUGGGGCAAAUCCCCAGCAAUUGAAUUCCGAAUUCUUUAAUUACUGGGGGAGGAGAGCUUAAUGAUUUCGAAGACUGGGGGAGCUAAAUGAUUUAGAAGAAAGAAUGGUUGGGAUGGGGGUCUCAUAGAUAGGUUGGGGACUUAAGUGAUUCAUUUGAAGAGCAGGAUUGGGUGGCCGACCGGCCCGCAGACGUAGGAAGGCUUUUCUCGCCGACUGAACUGUGUCACCAAAGUCGCGAUCAGAAAGGUUUCUAUCCGGACCAUGCAUCUGGAAAGCGCCGGUUCGAUUCCGGCUCGUGACAUGAAGAAGAAGUCCCAAACAGGGAUCAGAUGAGUUUGCACAGCGUUACUUUGUUGACGGAAAAUCAAAUUGUUCUUCCGGUUCAAUGAAGACUAU